AUCAUGGAAGACACCGCUGGAGCAGAACUAGAUGUGGACAACGUGAUCCGCAUCAUGGUGGCCACCGACAAUCAUCUGGGCUAUGGCGAAAAGGAUGCUGUGCGCGGAGAGGACAGUUUCACAGCCUUCGAAGAGAUCCUGGAAAUGGCGGUUUCCGAGGAUGUGGACAUGAUUCUGUUGGGCGGGGACCUUUUUCACGAUGCCGUACCCAGCCAGAAUUCCAUGCACAAAUGCAUUGAACUCCUGCGUCGCUAUACUUUCGGAGAUCGUCCCGUUUCCCUGGAGAUCCUCAGCGAUCAGGCGCAGUGUUUCCAUAAUGCUGUCAACCAGUCUGUGAAUUACGAGGAUCCCAAUCUAAAUAUUGCCAUUCCAGUGUUUUCCAUUCAUGGUAAUCACGACGAUCCCAGUGGUUUUGGUCGCCUUAGUUCCCUGGAUCUGCUAAGCACCUCGGGACUAGUCAACUACUUUGGCCGCUGGACCGAUCUUAGCCAGGUGGAAAUCAGCCCCGUCCUAAUGCGCAAGGGCGAGAGCCAGUUGGCUCUAUACGGACUUAGUCACAUCCAUGACGGGCGGCUGGCCAGGCUCAUCAAGGACUUCAAGGUCAAGUUUAACUGCCCCGAGAAGGCAGCUGAAUGUGAAGCCGGCAAUGAGUCGAAAGUGGAGGAUGACUGGUUCCACCUUCUUGUUGUGCAUCAGAAUCGAGCUGAUCGGGGACCAAAAAACUAUUUGCCCGAGGAUUUGCUGCCGUCGUUUCUGCAUUUGGUGAUCUGGGGUCAUGAACACGACUGCCGCAUCGAACCGGAGGAGAAUGCUAAAAAGCAUUUCUAUGUCUCCCAGCCAGGCUCCUCGGUGCCCACUUCAUUGUCUGAGGGCGAGGCUAAGAAGAAGCACGUCGGCCUCCUUGAAAUCUACAAGGGAAAAUUCAAACUCCAUCCGCUUCCGUUGCGGACCGUCCGACCCUUCGUUUUCGAAUCUGUCGUACUCCCCGAUAUGGCCGAUGAACUAGGACUAGACGAAGGCGAUGCCUCUAACAAAGUCUUUCAAUUUGCAAAGGAUCGUGUGGAGGACAUGCUCCAGCGGGCAACCUCCCAACAUACCGGUCAUCCCAGGCAGCCCACGUUGCCGCUUAUCCGGCUGCGCCUUCUUUACACAGAUGAGUCCUGCAUGUUCAACACCAUUAGAUUUAGUCAGAUGUUCAGCACGCGGGUGGCCAAUGUGCAGGAUGUGGUGCAGUUCAGCAAACUUAUCAAGCGUACCAAGACGGAGACUGUAAAUCUGGACAAGGAGGCCCUGCGACGCGCACUAGAGGCAGAUAAUGCCACUCGCGUGGAGGAGUUGGUGGACCGUUAUUUCGAAGAGGCCAAGUCGAAUAAGCCUCUAAAGCUAUUCCACUCCAAGGCACUGGCAGAGAUGACUUAUCGACUGGUGGAGCGAAGAGAUGCUGAGGCAGCAGAAAAUAUUGUCAAGUUCUACAAGGAAAAGGCCGUGGAUCAUCUAAUGGAAUCCAUGCCCAACGAUGAGAACGUUGACGACGAGUUGGCGGGCUUUAGGGUGCGCCACAAGCAUGAGGAUCUGUUAAAAAUGCUUGAUGCCCAGGGCGUGAAAGUAAAGGGAGAAAAUAAGUCCCCAUCGGUUUUGAGCAGCGAAGCGAACUCAUCUAUAGCACCCGCGACGGGAAGAGGGCGUGGCAAAGGACGUGGUGCUGCACGAGGACGUGCCACUGCCUCAACAGCCGCACGGAGCAAAGCCCAGCUAGAUGUAAGCGUAAAUAAUACGAGGGCACCGGCGAAACAACAAACCCUUCUGAGCAGCGUUAGAGGAACUCGUAAUGUUGCCAGCUAUGUUAUAUCCGAUGAUUCCGAUUAAUUGUUAUUAUAGAGCCCCAUUUAAGUUGAAUAAAUUGGAGCUUUCUUUUAUAUAACCUCUAA
Molecule: messenger RNA, 1928 nt
Organism: Drosophila eugracilis
Lineage: Eukaryota; Metazoa; Arthropoda; Insecta; Diptera; Drosophilidae
Gene: mre11
Product: double-strand break repair protein MRE11
Exons: 5
Coding region: 4-1866 (620 amino acids)
Biological process (GO): meiotic DNA double-strand break formation; telomere maintenance; double-strand break repair via homologous recombination
Cellular component (GO): Mre11 complex; nucleus
Molecular function (GO): DNA endonuclease activity; 3'-5'-DNA exonuclease activity; manganese ion binding
Source: RefSeq, a predicted model, not a curated record